This is a messenger RNA of Saccostrea cuccullata (small rock oyster), 424 nucleotides long. Its product is annotated as slit homolog 2 protein-like. The coding region runs from base 136 to 390 and encodes 84 amino acids. Lineage: Eukaryota; Metazoa; Mollusca; Bivalvia; Ostreida; Ostreidae. The transcript is spliced from 2 exons. The record is from RefSeq and is a predicted model, not a curated record.
UUUAGGACAAACAAACGCCAUCAUUGUUAUAUAUCUCCGCAUUAAAGUAACAUUGGGAAGUUAAUUCUCUCUCAGAAGUAGACGUUUGCUCAGUGAUACAGGAUUCAUAAGGAAAAUAUCGUCUUAAUCCCCAAAAUGACUCUGAUUGUGUGGACGUUAGUUCUCUGUGUUCUGAUGUACGGACCUGUGACUGAGGCCUGUCCCAGUCGCUGUAGCUGUAAUAGGAGUACCUCCUGUAAUGGGGCAUUUGUAAACUGUUUGCUAAAAGGGUUAACUGAAGUACCUUUCUACAUCCCCACAAAUACAUGUGAAUUGAAUCUGAAUGGGAAUAAUAUCACCACACUGGAAGAUAGCGCCUUCGACAUGUUGUCAAGUUUACGUAAAUUGUAAGAAAAUUAAAGUAAUAGAUAUGAAUAGCAAUAAU